Molecule: messenger RNA, 1772 nt
Organism: Nanorana parkeri
Lineage: Eukaryota; Metazoa; Chordata; Amphibia; Anura; Dicroglossidae
Gene: TINAGL1
Product: tubulointerstitial nephritis antigen like 1
Exons: 12
Coding region: 119-1513 (464 amino acids)
Biological process (GO): proteolysis
Cellular component (GO): lysosome
Molecular function (GO): cysteine-type peptidase activity; peptidase inhibitor activity
Source: RefSeq, a predicted model, not a curated record
AUGCAGCCUCAUCCAGCACAUAAGGAGUGUCCUGCACACAACUCCAGCAAGUGCACACACAGCAGGAUCGCAACUGCACAACACUGAUCAACAGGAACUUUGACCGUAUUAUCCAAGGAUGAGGUUCUUUUUCUUUGCCUCAGUUUUGCUGUGCAUUGGUUUGAUUAAAGACAUCACGACCCGUAGGUCUCGAACCCGACGUGAGCUGGCCCCAGGACUUCAUACUCUUGGAAUUAGAGAUCCAGGUGGCUCAUAUUGUCAAAAAAGAAUUGCUUGCUGCCCAGGAAGAGAUGAUGCCUGUAUUGUGCCCUAUUUGGAUACUAUCUGCUACUGCGAUCUGUUCUGCAAUCGAACCGUGUCUGACUGCUGCCCUGACUUCUGGGGGUUUUGUUUACACAUCAGUCCCCCAGUAGGUGUCCAAAACGUGUGUAUUAAAAAUGGCCAACAAUAUCCAAGCGGAGCAACAUACCAAGACAACUGUAAUCAAUGCACAUGCAACAGUGACGGUAACUGGCACUGCGAGCAGAGCCCAUGUCUUAUCAACCCAAGAAUUAUUGAGGCCGUUAAUCGAGGCUCAUAUGGCUGGACUGCUCGGAACUACAGUCAGUUUUGGGGUAUGACACUAGAUGAAGGCAUCCAGUAUCGACUAGGAACCACAAAGCCCUCAUCUUCAGUGAUGAACAUGAAUGAGUUGCAUGUAAACAUGGACAAUGAUGUUCUUCCAUCCAACUUUAAUGCUGCAGAUAAGUGGCCAGGAAUGAUCCAUGAGCCACUUGAUCAAGGCAACUGUGCUGGUUCCUGGGCUUUCUCCACUGCAGGUGUUGCCUCUGAUAGACUUUCCAUUCAGUCGAUGGGGCACAUGACUCCUGCUCUGUCCCCUCAAAAUCUCCUUUCCUGUGACACCAAAAACCAGCAUGGAUGCAGAGGGGGCCGUGUGGAUGGAGCAUGGUGGUAUCUCAGGAGAAGAGGGGUUGUAACAGAGGAGUGUUACCCAUUUUCGGGUCAAAAUGGAAAUGGACCACCUGCGCCAUGUAUGAUGCACAGCCGCUCCAUGGGAAGAGGGAAGAGGCAGGCCACUGCUCACUGCCCAAACCCAUAUUCAUCAUCAAAUGAGAUCUACCAGUCUACACCAGCCUACCGCCUGGCAUCCAAUGAAAAAGAAAUAAUGAAGGAAAUGUAUGAAAAUGGUCCAGUACAAGCUAUAAUGGAGGUGCAUGAAGACUUGUUCGUGUACAGCAGUGGAAUCUAUAGACACACACCUGUAAUGGCAGGAGAACCAGAGCAGUACCGUCGUCAUGGGACACAUUCUGUAAAAAUCACUGGGUGGGGAGAAGAGUUGGCACCAAAUGGACAGAUUCAAAAAUAUUGGCUUGCUGCCAAUUCGUGGGGCAGAGACUGGGGAGAGAGAGGAUAUUUCCGCAUUGCCCGUGGUGAAAACGAGUGUGAAAUUGAAACUUUUGUAGUGGGAGUGUGGGGCAGAGUCAGCAUGGAAGAUGUUGCUAAUAGAAAAUGAGGGAUUUUACCAAGCUCUAGGAUUUUGAGGAUUUCUAAUACGCAAACACUGGUUUGUACUCUGCUCUUUACCUCCAGAUGAUUCCACAGCCAGUGAGCUGGAUAAUAAGGUCCUAGGUGGUAGGCAUGUGUGUUUAAAGUGGGAAACUGAGUCUUUAUUAUAACUAAGAGUGAGGUAAGUGUAUCUGGGUGUUUUUAUUAAUAAUAGGGCAUCUUUUGACCCAUACAGCAUAAAAGAUAUCUGCAACUCACUCAUGAGA